UUCCGCAGUCGGUGUUUGGGACGCUGGGUGCGCCGGUAGCUCGAUCUCUGAUUCGGGUUCGCUGUCAAAGCCCGUCUCUCCCCGGAGCCCGGGACAGACAGGGCACGCGCCCGUGUGUGUGAGCGGGACUCUGGGCAGAGGCGUCCUCUUGCUUUUUUUCUUCCUUUUAUCCAAAGAAGGGGGCAGUUCUCGCGCUUGCCUUCCUGUCGCCCCGAUGGGAGCGGGGUUGGUGUGCGGAGUGGUUCGUCUUUUUUUCUCUUAAACUUGUGAGCUCUUUCUACCCCCCUCCCUUUUUUUUAGGCUCGGUGCCGUCUGGACCGGUUUGCUUGGUCCUUGACUAACCGCUUUCUGCCCCUUCUCUUGCCACCCCGGUCCAAGGUCGCCCCUCCGCUCUCGCCCCUGACCCGGGGGUGGUGGGAAGCUUUGUCCGGCUCGCUCCCCACUCAAGCCUCCGCAGCGUAGCCGCACCUGCCUCAAUAUGAACGGGGUCAACGACCCCCCUCUUUUUAUAAAAGAUAUUAAGCCCGGACUGAAAAACUUAAAUGUCGUCUUUAUUGUCCUGGAGAUAGGACGCGUGACCAAAACCAAAGACGGCCAUGAAGUGAGAUCAUGCAAAGUAGCAGAUAAAACGGGCAGCAUCACUAUUUCCGUGUGGGAUGAAAUCGGAGGUCUUAUACAGCCAGGGGAUAUUAUUCGGUUGACCAGAGGGUAUGCAUCCAUGUGGAAAGGAUGUCUGACACUUUAUACUGGAAGGGGCGGAGAACUUCAGAAAAUUGGGGAAUUUUGUAUGGUUUAUUCAGAAGUGCCAAAUUUCAGUGAACCUAACCCAGAUUAUCGAGGACAACAGAACAAAGGGGCACACAAUGAACAGAAGAAUAAUUCCAUGAAUAGUAACAUGGGUACAGGUACAUUUGGACCAGUGGGAAACGGGGUUCAAACUGGCCCAGAAGCAAGGGGAUGCCAAUUUUCAUAUGCUGGUAGAAGCAAUGGCCGGGGACCUGUAAAUCCACAGCUACCAGGAACAGCUAAUAAUCAAACAGUCAUGACCACAAUAAGUAAUGGCAGGGACCCUCGGAGAGCCUUUAAAAGAUGACCAAUGCCAAAUACGCACAUGUAGUUUUUAAACUGCGUGCCCUACUUGAACACUUAUUGCACUUUUAUUUAUUGUUAACUGUGAAAACUAUCCUUUAUCUGUUUCCUUUCACGUUUUUGGUUUGUUAACAAGAGUGGUUUGUUUUUUAUAGCAGAGCUAUUAAGCUGCUUGAGUCUCCUAUUGAAGAAUGGGAACACUCUGAAGAACAGGGGCAUUUAUUUUUAGAGCAAAAAGAUCUUUGGAUAUCCUCUAAAAAACCUGCACCCAUUUCUUGGGUGAGUUACUUACGACAUCAGCAUUUAGCCUCUAUGAGUCUAUCUUCUAUAUACAUUUUGUAAUAUUUAAAAUAAGGCUUAGUGGAAGAUGUUCUUUUGUCUUAAAUACAGAUAUUGCCAACUAAAGCAAUAACCACCAAAAAAACAAAAACUUAGUCAAUGCUGACAGCAGUUUUGCGUGUUCGCGACUCCGGGAAUGAUUGACUUCUUCAUUGAGUGACUGCCAUUGAGAUUUUCCAAGGACUGAAUCAUCCUAAACUCUUGUUCUGUUACCAAAAAACAUUCUUUAUCAGAAUUAUGGAAUAGAAUGUGAUCUGUAUUAUAACAAGAAAUUUUUAGAAGAAAGCUACAUUUACUUUAUUUUAGGGUAGUCCUAUUAAUAUUUAUCAGCUUUGUGCAUUACACUGAAUGGAAAUUUAAAACGGAGGCCUUGAAUGUUUAUUUUUUUAGACUACCAUGUCAAAUAUUAAAGUUUAAUUUGAGGGAGUUACGAAGUCAUAAUGAACAUUGAUCUAAUUUUUACAAAUUAUGGUAGAUAAAUAUUAUAGUGAAGGCAAUUCAAAUUGAAUUUAUGUAGAAAUACGCAGUCUUAAUUUAUAGGGUCCUAGGUACUUGCAGAAGCUCAGUCUGGAGUGAAAAUCCUAGGUACUUUAUUUGAAGGGUAUGUGUGUGUGUUUAUUGUCAGAGUUUCUGAACACAGUUCACAAAGCCUUAUCAACAAAAGUUAAGAAAUGGCUCUCUCAAAGAAGCAAAUACAGCUUUAUUUAGAAAUGUAAAGGUAGAAUUUAUUUAUGUGUGUAAAUGGUGUCCAGUUCCACUGUUUACUGUAGGGUGGAUAACUGGUAAAUUUUUCCUUUGUUGGAAUUAAACUCUUCUUCAACAUAUCUCGUGAAUAAAACUUGCAUUAAUGUUAACAGAUCUA
Molecule: messenger RNA, 2290 nt
Organism: Hippopotamus amphibius kiboko
Lineage: Eukaryota; Metazoa; Chordata; Mammalia; Artiodactyla; Hippopotamidae
Gene: NABP1
Product: nucleic acid binding protein 1
Exons: 6
Coding region: 479-1093 (204 amino acids)
Biological process (GO): double-strand break repair via homologous recombination; mitotic cell cycle checkpoint signaling; response to ionizing radiation
Cellular component (GO): SOSS complex
Molecular function (GO): DNA binding
Source: RefSeq, a predicted model, not a curated record